Messenger RNA from Penicillium alfredii, 345 nucleotides. RefSeq lists its product as uncharacterized. The record is from RefSeq and is a predicted model, not a curated record. Lineage: Eukaryota; Fungi; Ascomycota; Eurotiomycetes; Eurotiales; Aspergillaceae. The transcript has 3 exons. The coding region runs from base 1 to 345 and encodes 114 amino acids.
AUGAUUCGGGACCGUGACCGGGAUGGUGCCAUCACCAACAAGCAGAUCGAGUCAUCCAAAGAAGCCAUUGUGCAAUAUUCCGCCACCACGAAUACGGAGUUCAGCAAGAAAUACGCUCUAAACCAGCAUCUCAAAUCACCUGUGCACAAGCAGAAGGUGUAUCGCUAUCCGAAUGCGAAGAGGGUCCAGCAGCAGGUGAGCGACGUGAUUCAGGGUGAAGACUCAUCACAUCGGUUUGAUUUCAGCCCGGAAUCGUAUUCAAAAGCUCCUACGAGCACGAAUAUUGUUUCUCUCUGCAUCACUGUGUUGCACGCGGGUUUGCUGGUGUUUGCAUUCACAGAAUAG